This is a messenger RNA of Bursaphelenchus xylophilus (pine wood nematode), 3361 nucleotides long. NCBI's taxonomy places the organism in Eukaryota, Metazoa, Nematoda, Chromadorea, Rhabditida, Aphelenchoididae. The record is from the annotation of a GenBank genome assembly.
AUGGGAUUUCUCGACCUCCAAAUCCAUCGAUGGAGUGCCGAAAAACAGCUCUGGAUGUACCAAAGAGUGUUGAAACGUCCUGAGUACAGAGGUUUCUGCUCCUUCAAGUUCACAAAAAAGCUGUUGGUCAAAUAUCCGGGGUAACAACAUUAAAAGUUGGAUUAAAUGUAUAAUUUCGAUGAAAUAAUCUUGAGAAUUACAGUUUAUGGGGAAUAUUGUCGGUCGCAGUUACUCUGUUGUCCUGCAUAUUUGUCGGAUUCCUGUUUUACACCAUUUUCACCAUCAAAUACGCCGCGUUCCCGAGAGAGUAAGUAUGUAGAUGUUUGCAGAUUAAUCUUACUUUUAAGGGUCGGAACUUUUAUGGGAUUGGCGGUACUGAUGGUAGUAUGUACAAUUCAAUUACUCCCCGUAAUCCGAGCAGUUAUUCUGGUGGCAAUCCCUUCAUUGAUGACCAGUCAGAUCAGAGCUAUACUAAUGUUGAUGGUCGUCACCUGGGCCUUCCAAAUUCCGGCCAUUAACAUCACCAAGAACAUUCAACAGGCAACUACGGCUACUUUAUGUGUCCAAGACAGAGUAAAGGCUCAUUUGAAGGAAGCUAAAGCAGUUGCGGGAGCGAAAAUUCAAACUGUAAGUGCAGUGCAUUACAUAAUGGGUACUGUAACUGGAAUGAAAAGGAUAUUAUUUUAGGUUCCGCGGACUGCUUUUUUGAAGUUUAUUCACGGUGCCACCAAGCCUUUUCGAAAGCUGAGAGAAUUUAUAAAAUCCGUCGAUGAAUCCGUUAACAAAAUGUUGGCCUGGCAACGUCACAUAGCCGAUCUGAUCAACCAAAUGUUGGCCAAUUGCGAUGAGGAAACCAGAAGACCUUAUUACAGGGUAAAAGAGUGUUGUCAUUUAUAUAACUGUUUGCAGUGCGUGGAGAUAGUGGAUAAGAUGCAUGAAGACUGCCUGGACGGGAGUUUCGAAUUGAUUUGUUCUCCCAUCUCCCUUCUUCGCAAGGUAUAAUAAUAAUCCAUUAAUAUCCAGUUAUCGUUUUUUCGGUUCUUUUAUGGAUCAGCAAGCAGAAUCCUGGAAUUAAUUAAUCUAAUUGGUUUCAGAUGUGUUCAGCGACUCGGGUCCUGACUUUGAAAUGUGAAUGGCCUCAAUAUUUGAAGAAGCAUUUACAGGAAACGGUCGGCACUGUGGUCAAAGAUGGCUUGAGGAAAUCUCUGGAAGCAGUGAAGGACACCAGCUUCUAUCAGCUCUACGAAGAAAAUAAAAAGAAUAUCACAGAUGAAUGGGAGGAUGCCAGAAACAUUGAAUUGAAUGUGACCCACAUCUAUGAACAAACUAAUGCCUUGGCCUUGAACUUUGAUGUUGUCAAAAACAAGCUGAGGGACGAAGUUUCUGGACUGGAGACCUUCAUUAGAGCGGUUAUCUGGCUGCUGAAUGCUUUGUUGUUGCCAAUGAUGUUAUGGCCUUUCGUUACUGUAGGUAUUAUAUAUAUAAUAUGCGUAGUGUAAUCUAAAGUGAUGCAAAUGUUUAGGCUUCCAUCUAUGUCCUUCGGUUUUACCGUUUCCCAAUGUAUGAUAAUUACUUUAUAAGUGAACGAUUGGAUGAGAUUGAGGUUGAACGGAGGAGAACUGGUCGGACUACAGUACUCCCGUUGAUGCCUGGGGAAAGGAAAACGGUAAGAUAAUUUUUAAUUGGACAGAAUUUUACUUUCAGUUGAUAAGAAUAACGACUCCGUUUAUGUCAAGGAAAGAGAGGCCUUAUUUAUUCUUCGCACUGGUAACAACGACAGUGGGAGCACUAGUUCCAACCGUCAUCAUCAUGAUGGACAUCUUGUUAUUCAAGUUGAUGAACAAAACUUUCCAAUUUUUUAGUGGAAAUGUUUCAUUGGGCGACGUUCCUGGUCAUUAUGAGUUGAAGAUUGCCGGAAAAGGUUUUAUGAAGGAGAUGUUGGAAUCUCUUUUGGAAGUGUUCCAGCCAUUACAUCAGAAUGUCCAGGACUCUUUCUGGAAGGAUUGCUUCGAAGAACCCAAUCCCCCCGAUUAUCUCCUAUUCCAACUCAUGUUUCUGCUUUUUGUUCUGGCCAUUGCCUUGUGCUUUAUUCAGGUAUAGUUGUUUCAUUUGUGACGUUUGGUAGAUUUUCCCGCGAGCUGCGCCCUACCAUUCUACAGUAUUUUGAUGACCAGAGAAUGCUACAUUGUAAGCUUGUUUAUUUUUAGAUAUAUGCCAAGAGAUGUCGCCAUUUAAUUGCAGAACUUGUAUUCCCAGAAAAACGUCGAUUAAGAGGUUUAAAAUUAUACAGUAGUCUACUGGAAAUGAGAAUGCAUUCCUUGAACAGAGUGGGCGGAAAGAAAAAGGUAAGAAAAUUCAUAUACAUGACUAACGACUCGUUUUUAGAAUAUAAUGGACGUAGAUGAGUUGAGUGCGAGCGAUGUGGACGAUGGCCGUAUUCAGGCAUGCAUCAGAUGCAGCAAGCCCGACCUCGAGAUCAGAAUGGGAGGGUAAGGCAAAAAGAUUUACGAAUUUAUUUUAGAAGUGCAUCUAGAGUUUGUACUGAAUGCAACGAGUUCUAUUGCCUCAAAUGUUACGAUCAAGUCUCGAAAUGCAUAAGUUGUGGAAAGAAAUUGGGUAAAAUCGAGAAUGAAAUCAACCUUUAUGAGGACUCAAGCGCCCUGGAAUCGUCGGAAGAUGAGAUGCAAGAAGUGAUGGUGGAGGGGGAAAGGGGAGGAAUACGGGUAGAAGACAUCAAAAAUGUAUAUAAUAAAGCGAAACAAGCAAAGGAGGGCAUCCAUGACAUUAAGGACAACAUCAAUGACAUCAAUAUUGUACCGUCAUUUGGAAUUUUGGGCAAAGAAAAGGAUAAGAAUGAGAGAGAAACCAAGGGAAAUGACACUAGAGAUAGAAAAGAGAGCAAAGGGAAAGAGGAACCUGGGGACAGUGAGCCAGAAUAUGAUCCGGGGACACCAGUCAAGGAUGAAGAUCAAGGUCUCAACGCUCCAUCUAACGUGCAUGAAGAUGGUGAUGAUAAUCAAGGGCCUGGCAAACCUGUGAGGAAUAGUAAGAUUCCUGGAGAUAAGAAUAAGAAGGUGAGUGGCCUGGGAGAUGGCUUUUAUUAUUAUAGGGUGAUGUCAAGAAGAAACCAGGAACUAGAGCAGGCAAAGUCACCAAGAAUAAGAAGAAGAAAGCUGGAACAAAAACCCCGACAAAGAAGGAAGGAAAGAGCUCCAAAAAUAAGAAAACUAAAUCCGAUGCCAAGAAGAGCAAAAACGCUAAGAAUCAGAAGAAAAGGAAAGAUAAAGUGAAGAAGAACAAACCCAAGGGUAGGCCUACCACUCCCAAACCCGGCAAAGGAAAAGGCAAAAAGAAGAAAUAG